GCUUAAUUGUUGAGGCCAAAUUCGGCCGCAUUGAAAAGCUUAUAGGGCAAGAAAAGGAUCAUGACCAUGGAAUCGGUCGAGACAAGAAAACUCGGAAAGCAUUUGUUUAUUUUUGAGAAAGGAAAGGCUAAAAACCCGAAUGGCAAAGCCAAAGGGCGAACAUUAAUAACCUCUUGUCAAACGGAUACAGACAAUAGACUCCCGCCAGAAUUUGUUAACUAUAUGAGGACAUUAUUUGAUAUUUUGGAUGCGAAUAAUAGUGGAUUUGUGAGAUUAAGUGAUAUCGAAGCUUGCUGGGGCCAACAGAACGGCGAUUCUACUUCACAAGGCACAGGAGUACUGCAGCAGCUUCGUAAAGUCACGCCGGCGAACGGCUUCCUUAGUUUUGACAGACUUUGUAGGGGCUUUGGUCAAGCAUUGCGUUCAAACGAAAGCAUUUCGAUUCCUAAUGGUUCUGCGAGGGCUAGCUAUGAAAGUCGCAAAUCUAGUAAAGUUGAGAGAAAUUCUGAAUCAAGACCGGCGCCUAAAUAUCAAUCCGCACUCAACGGAACACCUACGGGGCAAAGAGAUCCAGUUUCCGCAGUUCAGGUUGACAAACAAGGGGAGACUGAGGUAGCUGAGAGAUUUGGUGAAUUUUAUAAAACAAAUGGAAUUCGAGAAAGCGCCGUCUUGAAUCCUAAUUCUGAGAUAGGAUUAAACCACUUGCGCAAACCAGGGCACGCAAAACGCCAUAAAUCGGUCGGAACAAGUGAAUCCGAAGAAAACGUAAAGUCGUCUUUUGCUGUCAAUAACUCUUACGAACGAAAACACAGAAGUCGUCCGAUUUCCACGGGACCAUUCAACCAACCACGCGAGGAAGUUUUACAUGUCCCUUUUUCUCAAGCAAAUUCAUCGAAAUCUGGUAAAAUUGACCAAAACCCCGACCCAGAAUUGUGCAAAACUGAUACAGUUUUUAUCCGUAAACCAGAUGUACGAAAACGUCCAAAAUCCAUGCUUCCUUUCAGCGAACAGAAACAGCCAGUGGAUUUAUCAGUUGCGAAGAAAAAAGGGGGAAUUCUCGAGGGGAUACAGAAAACGGACAAAAAAGCCGUAAUUGAUAAAUUGAAGCAAUGGCGAAACGAUGAAUUGAAGACGAAUUGUAGUCGGGAUAAAAAUAGUGUUGCUACGACGAAAGAUUUUCACAGAGUUACACAAGGUUACCAGUCUGAUAACGAAGGCGGUUACUGCAGACAGAGACGUGCCUUGGCUCCAGUGUGCUAUUCAGGAAAUGAAGCCGACUUUGGUAUGUAUUUUGAUGAGAAUUUUUGGGGAUUUUGGUAUUAAUGAAAUAUGACAGUUCUCCAGCCAGCGACGCGCCAUUGUGUGGGAAUUUGUUUGUUUAGUAUCUUAAGUGCUGGGUUCUGAUGUACGCACGUAAAAAUGCACAAGUUGUUACAGGUCUGCAAACAAGUUGUUAUACAAAUCUGUUCACAAGCUGUCGACAAGUUGUGUUCGCACUGCUUGUUCCCAGUUGUGACAGGCUUGAUGGCAUUAUCAGACUUAAUGCAUGCAAGGUUCCAGCAAGUCUGAUACAGUGAUGAUAUAACAAGAAUGAAACAAGGUUGACAACACAAGGUUGCAACAAUAAUGUUAUAUGAUUGUAUCCAACUUGUUGGAACAACCUUGCAAAAAGUCUGAUAAUAUCGAAAAGUUGUUACAACUUUGAAACAAGUUGUUCCAUACUUGUUGACAACUUGGACAAGCAGUGCGAAAAACAACUUGUUGACGGCUCGUAAUUGGCAGACUUGCUAUAAGAUGUGAGAUUUUUUGUGUAUAUAGCCGUAGGUAGCAUUAAACAAUAUUCAAAAAGUCUGUUAAAGGAACUGAAUUGAACGGGACAUGAGAGUUGAGAAAACUCUCAUGCAAACUCUCGCUUCUCAACUCUCGUCAGUUCUCGUUUGACCAUGUAAGGCUUUAGCUUUUGUUUUUUUUCCAUAUUUUUCAGGUACUUAAUCCUUCAGCUAUGUUGAAAAUUGUUUGUUUAACUCAUUUGUUCAUGAUGUUUUCAUUUGUUUCGGCUUAUGGGCACUUUAAGUAGGGUGGGAAAAUGAUUAUAUAUAUAUAUAUAUAGGCUUUAUUUAUGCCAUCCCCCUGAGCGGACUGUACAAAGCCAAGAUGAUAAGGAAACUAUGUAAGUAAUUUUGUAUAAGGGACGGACCAUUAGAAAAGGAUGGGGGAUUUUCUAAGAGGCAAUAUUUAUUUUUUUUGUACACCCAUAGAAGAAAUAUAUUUUUUUUCUCACUUGAUGGCUGGAAAUAUUUUUUUAAGUGAAAUUUAUAGGCCUAUCUUCCAAGCUAGGAAUUUUUUUUUGCACUGCCUGGGAAGAUUUUUUUUCCUAAUUUUUUUCUGGGGAUAAGUUUUUUUUUGGUUUUGCCCCCCGCCCCCUCCCCCCCCCCAUCACUUUUCUAAUGGUCCGUCCCUAAUAGUUUCACCGUGUUUAACCGCGGCGCCUCUCAUGGAAACUAACUUUAGUUUAUGAGGUCAUAUAAAGAAUUACCUUAUACAACCUACUUAGGGUGCUUUCCAUUAGCUCGGCAUGACCGGUCAGAACGGUCAAAUUGUUGAAUGGAACACAAAACGUUUGGGCUUCGGACAUAUCUGAGUCAGAAUCUGACGGAAAAUUUGGAUCAAAUUCAGAAGUCCAUUUUCGCUAGAUAUAUUUAAAAAAACAUAUAGACCGCAGGGGCCGGUUGUUCAAAGGUGGGUUAGCGCUAACCCUGGGUUAAAAUUUAACCUGCUGUUUUAGUUUAUGUAUUUCUGCACAUCUGUUUAUUUCAAAACUUCAGAGAAGUAAACUCCUAUCGAUCCAGACAAGAUCUCUGAAGAAAUAUUUCCAAAUUUAUAGACAAGCUAUCAGGAAGAUGCCUGUGUGAUGUUACUCUGAGUGUAUAUCCACACCGGGCAGAAUUGAAAAAUAUGCCUGGCCACGGUGGGAUUCGAACGUACGACCUUUGGAAUACUAGUCCAAUGCUCUGCCAACUGAGCUAUGUGGAUAUACACUCAGAGUAACAUCACACAGGCAUCUUAUUCACCUGAGUACAUUACACCAACACAGCAAAUAUCAAGCUAUCAGGAAGUUUGCUUUGAAUUUAGGUUAACCUAUAGGGUUAAGCUAACCCAGCUUUGAACAACUGGCCCCUGAUCCUUCCAAUGACACAGAGACAUAAAUUCUGGUCUGACUAAUCUGUGGCCAUUAAAUCGAAAGCCCCCUAUAUACCUACAUACCUACUUGCCGUGCCCUUGGACCUCACUCUAGAUGUUCUCGCGCCUUUGGCAUACUGUUCUAAUCUUCAAUGACCAUAUUAUAGAACAACAUCGUGCUUCAGCGCAUUCUUCGGGCAAAAGCAAUGGAGUGCGUUCGCCGAGAACGACUGUGUACUAUCAAGGUCAAAUUCAAACCAAAUCUGGAAAAAAUUACUCGACCUUAAAGACCACAGCAGAAUGUCGGGAAGAAAGCAAGACAAAGGAAAAG
Paramuricea clavata is the source of this 3511-nucleotide messenger RNA. NCBI's taxonomy places the organism in Eukaryota, Metazoa, Cnidaria, Anthozoa, Malacalcyonacea, Plexauridae. The record is from the annotation of a GenBank genome assembly.